Messenger RNA from Cheilinus undulatus (humphead wrasse), 6142 nucleotides. It is a transcript of the gene fam171b, whose product is annotated as protein FAM171B. The record is from RefSeq and is a predicted model, not a curated record. The coding region runs from base 469 to 2883 and encodes 804 amino acids. NCBI's taxonomy places the organism in Eukaryota, Metazoa, Chordata, Actinopteri, Labriformes, Labridae. The transcript has 8 exons.
UUGUAAGAAGGCUCUAUACUACUUGAUAAAUAAAUACAAAAAUAUUUGGUGCUUUGAUAGGAGUAGUUAAUAUUCAGGUGAAAAUACAACAAAGUAUGGUUAUCACAGCUUAACCUUACACUGGACCAUGAUUUCAACACUAUUCUUGGCCAUGGUCAUUUUGACGUUUUUGUUCGUUCAUCAUACACCUCCAUAUUCUCAAACCUUAAGAGGGAGCGCUUUUUUUAAGAGUGAUGCAUCGUCUUGUAAUAAACGAUCUUCGGCCACACACGCCCAGCCUCAGCACCAGCUCAUCUUUUCUCCACGGGGCUUUUCCCCGUUUGCGCUCACCAUCGUUUCAAGAAACCAUGAAAGACACGAGGCCGUCGUGACCAGCUCUCACACCGGUGGACGUCGUCGCUCUCGUGCCCUCCCGGUGGUUCCUCUCGUUGUGUUCGGUAUGUCUUUGAGCCUGCUCCCCCUCUCACCAUGCCCGCCGCUGAACGCCACCUGCCGCCGCUGCUGCUCCUCUUUCUCCCGUCGCUGCUUCUGAUUUCGUGCCUGGAUGGGGCGGUGGGAGCAGCGGAGGAGGGCGGCGGCCUGCCCGGGGACAAUGGCCUCGCAGUGUCGGUUGGAGACCCGUCACAUCCGGACUCGACCACCGCGGGGAGAUCCGUGAGCCCCUCUGGUGUUCCAGCAGAGUCCCCGUUUGCCCUCAAAGUCCUGGUGAGGGACAUGGUGACCCGUCAGCCGCUGCAGGGCGCCUCUGUGGACGUUUAUGUGAAUCAUACCUUAAAGAGCUCGGCCCAAACAGGAAGUGGAGGAGAUGUUCUGCUCUGGGUGGAUUAUAGUCCAGGCCUCAGUCUGACUCUGCUGGGGAACAUGGAGGGAUACGUGCCCACUCCUCUGCCCUGGAGCACCAACAAGAGACCCAUUUUCUCUGCUGUGACGCUGCUGCUGCUCCCUCACACUCAGGGCAACAUCUGGCUGUUUGAAGACUCCGUCAUCAUCAGUGGGAAGCUACCUGACAGCUCCUCCCAACCCAAGGUGAAGUUCCCUAAAAACCUCCUAACAAUCACAGACAAGAGCAACAUCUCCUCACUGACAGCCUAUCUGACAGUCCCACAGCACCACCUGGCUAAAGACUGUGCAAACUGCACUCCAGGAAUCAUCAGCAGCAAAUCAGUGUUCAGGAGUAUUGAGCUGAAGGCGGUGGCGGCCAUCAACGUCCUGCUGUACUCUGGUGGUGAGGAGCUGCAGGUCAGAGGGCCGAUUCAGAUCAGCCUUCCUCUGAGACACAACACGCACCUCAGAGCUGCUGAUACUGUACCGGCCUGGGCCUUCAACAUAAAGACAGGAGCCUGGGAGAAUCAAGGUCUGGGGAUAGUAAAAACAGUCGGGGAAGAGCUGAUUUGGACAUACACUGCUUCACAUCUGGGCCACUGGAUUGCUGCCCCUAUUCCUUCAGCAAAUGAUUACCUGGGACAUGGAAGCUCUCUGGAUUUCAUAUCGUACCACACAUACCUGUUGGUGGGGAUUCUGGGAGGAACGCUGGCGGUUGUGAUCGGUUUACUGUCCCUGCUGCUGUGUCACUGCGGCAGUUCUCAUCGAGAGCCCAGGAGGAGGAGGAGAGCCCGCUUCUCCAAACUCACCGUGGUGAAAAAAGACCAAACCACGUCCACCCACAUGGAGGAGGGUUUGCUGUUCCGGUCUGGGGAAAACAGCCUAGCCUCCUGCAGCGUCCAGUGUGACCCGCUAUCCACACCAAGGCACAAAGCCAACUACAACAUCUAUGUGGAGGAUCCAGGAAGUCGCCCGGCAGCUCCUUUUUACGAGAACAUCGCUCUGGAUCGGAUUAAAGGGUCCCAACAGUCGUCUCACUACAUCAACAACGAUGAGGUGGCUCGACUUCGAGAGAAAUCCGAGCAGAACAAGAACCUGAACACCGACACCUUUUUUCAGGAUAAGCUGGUUCAUCUCUACAACCAGCCGGUGGCAAUUAUUCAGGCGCCGGAGCUUUUUAAUAAUCAGGAGCAGCAACUGUCAGGAUGUAAGUCUGCGACUUUCCCUCGCAAUGGAGCAGAGUACGAAUCGGAGCCGGCGAGUAAGGACAGCUACACCCAAACGCUACCCAAACACUCCCAGGGUGGGAGCAGCCCACAGCAGAGCAACCAAGAUGAGCCACAGCCUCUGGAGACGCCUCCUCAAGGCCAAGGCCCAAACCCCACCACAUGGGGGCGCUACAGCAACCUCCUGGAAUCCUCUGUCUCUGUACCUGGGACUCUUAAUGAAGCAGCAGGGAUGGAGGGCUUCAACAGUGGGCACGGCGUACCCAGUGAGCUGCAGGGGAUUUCAGAACGCACCUUGUUGGAGCUGACCCGGGGGAAGCCUUUGUCCUCUCACCCCAGAGCCUGGUUCGUCUCCUUGGAUGGGAAACCAGCAGCACAAGUUCGCCACUCCAUCAUCGAGAUCCAGAGCCGCCAUCGCCCACCGAGCAGCAACGACACCAGCCUGGACUCGGGUGUGGACAUGAACGAGCCUCAGCAGAGCAUACGUGAGACGGAGCGAGACAGGCCUUCGAUCCGUGGGUCGUCGCUGCAGCACCACAGCCGAGGGGGGCGCUACAUUGAAGAGCAGGACCUGAGCAGUAGCGAGAGUGGCACAACCGCCACCUGCACGCCGGAGGACCCGUCUCUGAGGAACAUUUUAGACGGGAGCAGCGGGGCUAUUCCCAACAUUCCCGAAGAGCGAGAUGGGAUGGAUACAUCCAGUGCUCAGGAGGACAGCGAGUCGAGGGGUACGCCGCCACCAAGGCGCCUCAGGAAGGUGAGGGAGAAGGGGAAGACUGAGAAGAGGAGCGCCAAGCAUGUUCGAGAAGGGCGACCUCUGACCAAGCGAAGCUAGAGCAUGGCUCAGACAGGAAUUCUUUCAUUACUGCUUCAUUUUAAUGUCCCAUUCAACGCGUCAUAACCACAGUCAGACAGCAGCCAUUUUUCUCUGUGAUUUCAGGUUGUGAAGCUCAGAUUGUUGUAUUCUGGCUGUGUUCCAGAUUUUAAGGCCUAUAAAUGUAGGAAAUCUGACAAAUUGACAGUAGCUUAACAUUUCUGUUGAUUAGCAGCUUAAAGGACAAUUCACUGUGAACAUCCACAAGGACACUGGUAUAUUUCAAGCUAAAAAGGCAGGAAGCAACUGGAAAUAUUUAACCUUAAAUAGAUCAACUGAUUGGAAGGAUGUUUGUCCUUGUAUUGAUUUGACAAUAGUGUUGAACCACCUCUGAUCUAGUAUUACCAUUAGCUUGGGUGUAGCUUAAUGCUAAUUUUGCUUGUAGUGUGGUCUAAGUUUAUGAAUCACCUUCUGAAAGAGAACGAAGAUUUUAUAGUUAAAAGGUACAAUUUAUUAAAUUUAAAUUUAAUUUGAUAUCAAAUUAGCCACCAUCAGAUGAUAGCUAAUGCUAACAUUUAAUAGCAAGCACAUUAUUAGCUUUGAAGUGGCUGAAUGCAGAGAUUUGGCUCAAAGUGGGAUCAAAUUUUAAUGAUUACUUUUUGAAUUUUUAUACAAUACAAUAGGAAAGAAGUAAACAGACAUAACUUUGUAAAAACUUUAAGACUUUGCAUUUGAAGUUGAUUAAUUCUUUACAUUUCAAAAAACUUUAUACAUAUGAUGGAGAAAAGGAACUUUAUGAACUUUACUGAAAACUGCAUUUUUAUAAAUGGUUUGUUGUCAUGACAACUUCUAAGUUUUCAGCCACUUCUGAGCCAAAACUGUUGUUUGAUUUUAGGUAGCUAAAUGCUAAUUAGUUGCAUGUGUCAGAAGCUUUGAUAGGAAAAAGACCUAACUUUGUAUUCAAAACAUAUAAUUAAAAUCAGGUCUUUUUUUGUAAGACACAAAGACAUAAAUCCAUCAUGAGUAAAACACUUAAAAGCAAUUAAAAAGAGGUGGCAUACUGCCUUAGCAGGCACAACCCCAAGCAGAGCCAGACUCAAUAAAACUACCAAAACUGUGAACUUUAAGAACCAUCAGACUUAAGGUGGCAUUAUCAUACCACCAUGCUGUUGCUUAAGUUGUAAGUUUGAUUCUUGGGUCUGGAGUUUGAGUUUGAAACUGUUGUGUAGCCACUUCCUAGUCAAGACAAUGGCUAAAACAGCAGAAUGCUAACGUUAGCUGUAGCCUGAAGGUAGUUUAGCAUGCUGUUUUAACUUGAAAUAUGGCACAAUAUCCUGAUCAACUUUUGCUAGAAACUGCCUCUUAAAAUUUGUCAAGAAUAUUUAAAAGAUUUGUCUUAUUUCCUGCUUUCCUGCCAAACAGACACAGCACUCUAGCAUGGAUGUUUUAGUGAAGCAGAUCCUGAGAUCAUCAAGGGAAAAUGGCUGCAGUUUGAAUCUGGUAAAAUCACAUCAUGUCAUCAGUGCCGACUGAUUUAAAUGAGUCUUACCACUUGUGCUCACACAGGCAUCGUUGUUGUUAAUUUAUGUGAUUGUACAACUUUGCCAAAGAAUGCUAAGCUAGCUCAAGAAAACAGCGCAGGAUCUACGUCAUAGUGAAGCUUCAUGUAGCUGCUGUUAGACAAGUUUGUGCACCAUGUUUGUUCCUGAAUCUGAAGAACACCAGCGAGAUUCUUCACAGCAAAACGUCCGUGUGAACACGAUAUCCCACAGUCCCCCAGUGCUGGCAUUAAAGAGGGUGCCUUCUUACUGCCUGUGAUUAUUCACGAUGAUUACAAAGAGCGCAGCAUUUGUUGUUAAUCGGGUGAGAGAGCAGGAUGGACACAGAUACAAGUCUAUGUGUAGUGCACUUAUCCUCACCAAAAUGCCUGCUGUAAAUUAAAUAAGAAAUAGAAGCUUUCCCAACAUCUCCUUAUAACUCAUUUUACUUCAAAAGAAACUCUGGGGUUGCAUCGGAAGCAACUUGGUCACAAAAUUCAACUUUUUAACUUAUGACACGAAAUAUUCCUUUAUAAAGGAAUAAAACUCUGAUGUAUAUUGUAAAACGAAGCUGCCAUUUUGAAGUUAUUACCUGAUAUUUAAAGUUUUUAGCCUACAUAAUUUUAGAAUGCAUGAAAAUGAAUGUUUCUGUUGAGUGUAUGAAAAUGGCUUUACUGUAGAGCUAACUUAGCGCCAUAGUAGCUGUUAGAUUACGUUAUUGAUUGACUGAUUUAUUUCAUUGUCCAGUCUUGAAUGAAGAUUCACUGCUGACUGUAACUUCUGGAAAGAUUGAUCACUAUAAUAUUAAAUCAGUACUUACACUGGGUGUCAUUAUGUAAUAAUCACACUAAAUACCCAGCAGCCUACAGCCGUUUAUUUUCAAAGUCACCAGUGGAGAAACAAGCUAAUGCUAACAGCCUGAGAGAGGCUGAAUACUGAUUGUUAGGAAGGGUUUUUAAAUGUGACAGCCUGCUUAAAGGUAAAUAUUCAUAUUUUAUAAUAGGGUCAAAAGAUUAAAGCCUUUGCUAAGCCCCCUAAGUGAUACUUUACUACUAUUGCUGCUUUCUUUUUAAUAACAUACAUACUAUUAACCCUUGUGAUUUGUUUCUUUGCAACUGUAAUUUGGUGCCUUUGAUUUUUAUUUUAAAACUUGUGUUCCGAGGUCUUUCAAUAGUUUUGUUGAAUGUUGUUAACAAAUUACUUGCUACCUUUUCCUUUAAUUUAAUGAGGGAUGUUUCUAAAGAAAGAUGUUUUUAAACUGCUAAAGAAACUGCGGUGCUAAAAUCGUGUCCAUAGAGUAGUCAUGGCUCUAGGGAUGGUAGUGUUGAUUGUUAAUCAUCAAGUUGAAGGUUGGUCAAGGGUUCGCAUCCAGUCGGAUCAAUCAGCAAAUUCUCCUCUAAAGAUGCAAUGAGACUGACAUUUGUGGUUGGUGUGACAUACUGUAAAAUCUGGUGUUUAAGACGCAAUUAAAAUACCUUAAAUGCUGAGACAUUUGCUGCUGUGACUGCCUGCCUAAACUAAAUAUUUCACAUAUGCAGUCAUGUGCUAACCUGGCACGCCAGAUGGAUUUGUUUCACAAAUCCAUUUGGACAGCGUUUGGGAAAGGGCAGAGCCUUUAAAAGAAACUCGGAGGGAUUGGAUGAACAUUAUGUCUGUCACAUCUUCAUGGGCCAAUCAGAGCAACAAAACACGUAAUGUAGCUGCUACCAAGGAGUAAACUCCAUAGAAAACUACAUAACGCG